Gymnogyps californianus (California condor) is the source of this 1853-nucleotide messenger RNA. It is a transcript of the gene METTL15, whose product is annotated as methyltransferase like 15. Gene Ontology annotation, biological process: rRNA base methylation. The transcript is spliced from 6 exons. The record is from RefSeq and is a predicted model, not a curated record. The coding region runs from base 51 to 1268 and encodes 405 amino acids. Gene Ontology annotation, molecular function: rRNA (cytosine-N4-)-methyltransferase activity. Lineage: Eukaryota; Metazoa; Chordata; Aves; Accipitriformes; Cathartidae.
GGCUCAGCCCUGUCCUGCCCCGUGGAGGCCGCAGGUUGAUCAACUCCAAAAUGUUAUCUCAGUGUCUUUGCCGAGUUUACAAAUGUUUGUUUCUGCGCAACUUAAAACUGAAUUCAGUAAAUGUGACAACUUUGGCCAGAAGGAUCCAUUCUUCAGCAAAAAAGCUUUCUGACUGUGAGUUAAAGGAACAAACUGUCCAGAAAUGUGAAACUGAAGAGUUGCCUCAAAGUACAGGAAACAAUAAUUCGGGAAGAUUGCACAUACCAGUGAUGCUGGAGGAGGUUGUUAAUUGUUUAUCCCCCCAGCCAGGCCAGCGUUUCCUUGAUAUGACGUUUGGAGCCGGAGGUCAUACUACAGCUCUUCUAGAGAAAGCCAGCGACAUUACAAUAUAUGCGCUAGACAGGGACCCCACAGCUUAUGAAAUAGCUCAGCAGCUUUCAGAAUUGUACCCGAAACAGAUUCGAGCUCUUCUAGGACAGUUUAGCCAGUCAGAGGCUUUGUUAAUCUCCUCUGGAGUUGAGCCAGGGACUCUAGAUGGAGUCCUCUUGGAUGCUGGCUGUUCUUCUAUGCAAUUUGAUACACCUGAAAGAGGUUUUUCCCUGCAGAAGGAUGGACCUUUAGACAUGAGAAUGGAUUGUGACAGGUACCCUGACAUGCCCACUGCUGCUGAUGUUGUGAAUGCUUUAGAUCAACAGGCGCUUGCGUCCAUCCUGAGAACAUAUGGGGAGGAGAGGCACGCCAAGAAAAUCGCUUCAGCCAUCGUUCAGGCACGCAGCAUAUACCCCAUCACCAGAACUCAGCAGCUUGCAAGCAUUGUUGCAGGUGCUUUUCCAGCAUCAGCACUGUAUGCACGAAAAGACUUGCUUCAGAGACCUACGCAUGUUGCUACCAAAACUUUUCAAGGCCUGCGAAUAUUUGUAAAUGAUGAGCUCCAUGAACUCUUUAUAGGGCUGAAGACAGCUGAGAAGUUUCUAAAACCUGGAGGUCGCCUUGUAGCCCUCUCCUUUCAUUCACUAGAAGAUCGUAUUAUCAAACGUUUUCUUCAUGGAAUAGACAUGACAGAAAAGUACAAUCUUGGCUCAAGGCAGAAGAUAAGACAGGCACUGAAAAAUUGCUCCAAAGAAGAUGAUACACAAGAAUUUCCCAGUGGAAAAUCCAACUCAAAGUGGAUUUUCAUACAGAAAAAAGUUCUCACGCCCCAGGCCAAGGAUAUUCAAACAAACCCAAGAGGAAGGUCGGCCAAGCUAAGAGCUGCUAUCAAACUCUAAAACAAAAUAUAUGAUUAUAUAAUUGUAUAAUUUCCUUAAAUUUUGUUUUCCAGAAGGCUAACUGGACAGAUAGUAUCAAACUGAAAAAAUAAAAUGAAGGCUGUUAGAAAACAUUUAUUUCUUAACUUUGUGCUUCUUUUUAAUUAGGAUGUAGUGUAGAGCAUCAAAAGGUAAAAUAAAUGUAGCUAGGUGGGUGCAACUAAUUAUAAAAGAAAAGAUAUUUUAUAAGCCCUGGUUUUUAUUCUCUUUUUUAAAAAAUUACAGUUUUGGUGUAUUUAGAGUAUUUCCUUUAGAUUAAAUACAAAACCCUGACAUUAAGUCUGAAUUCAGUAGCUGAUUGAGACAGACACAUUUUUAUGGGGGUGGAUUUCACACACCUAAGUCAGAUGGCUGGUUUAGUCUAGAGUAAGUUUAAACUAACCUAAGAAUUCAUGAUAUAUAAGUCUCUGUAUCUCAAUUGACUUGUUGUGUGAACGCCUGUCGACAAGAGCUAGUUUUUAAAUAAAUUGAUAUCAGUAUGUAAUGUUCUAUCCUGGAAUUUGUAAACGGGCUCUUACCUUUUUUAAAAAUAAGUAAACAUUUCCU